CAACUUUAAUGCUCUCAUCAUCAAGUCACCCAACCUUAGGAGAUCUUCAUUUAAUAUUCACUACGAUUAAAAGAUCUCUCGAAGAAAUUAUCGAUAAUACAGUCGAAGAGACUACACCAAAACUUGUUGCAACAGCCAUGGCAAUUAAACUUGACGAGUAUUGGCAAAAAUUGGAUCAAUCAUCCUUUAUGAUUGCUCCACUCGAUUCAAACAUUAAGCUUUCAUUAUAUGAUGCAAAAAAACAACAUAAAGCUCAACAAUAUAUAGAAAAUAUCUAUUUAAAAUAUAUUACCUCUAAUGCCAGUUCAUCAUCCCAAACAGAUACUUUACAAUUAACUUCACGCGAUUAUUUCAAAAAGGCCCUUAAGCGUUCAUCUGAUUCUCCUGGAGUAACAAGUGAACUACGAAAUUAUCUUAUGUCAGCAGAAGUUGAUUGUGAAGUAAAUCCUUUUCAGAUGAUGCGUAGUGACGAUGAAAAUAAGCAAUCGGAUUCUACCAAUAAAGCAGAAGUAGGUGAUGACGAGUGCGAUAACGAUGCAGAUAAUCCCAUAAUUAGCGCAUAUUCUUCUCGACCGUCAACACCUAAAAAAUCUUCACCACCACCACCAUCAUCAAGAACACGAACUCAUUCUUUAAUAUCUUUAGAAGAGAGGUAUAAUCUGUCUUCGCCGCCAAAAGAUGUGGCCUACACUCCAAACAAGAUUGUUACCCUGGCGGAUUCAUUUCUACUCAAAGAACAUUAUUAUCAACCUCGCCCUUAUAAAUCUGAUAACGAAGAUAAGCCAAAAAGACAAUUAAGACAUGGUCUUAGCUUUAAUCACUCAAAUUCUCAUCAAACAUCUACUAACGAAGUUAUUGACGUUGCAAAAAUAUUAUCCACUGCUAUUUCUUUUGUAAAAGAAAAUAAUAAGAAAUUAGAUCAGCUUACUGACGAGAUUAGAAGUGAUGGACAAAGCAGUGAAAACGAUAUAGAUUUGGAUGACAGUGACUUUAGGUGGAGUAAAAGAGAGCUUGAAAACGAAAUUACAAAAUUGGUUGCUCAAUUAAAGUCUAUGAAAGAAACGUUUGAGAUGCAAAUCAACAGCAAAAACAGGUUAAUAGAGGACCUCGAGUAUGCACUAAAGAAGAGUGAGAAAGCCAGUAAAAGAAAACGCGGCGAAAUUGAACGCAUGGAGAACCAGAUCGAGGCUCAAAGGAGAGCAAUAGAUGAGUUGAUCGAAGAGCAAACCUUUAUCAAUAGAAGUCAGCCCCCUGAUCCCAAACAAACUGAAGUUUUUUUACUUGAACAAGAACUAGAUGAAAAGGAUAAAACUAUUGAGGAGCUUCAAAAAAAGAUCCAAGUAUUAGUUGUAUCCAAAGAAAAUGAAAUGAAUGAUAAUACCAACAACCAAGUUACUAAUACUUAUGACAGUCUGUAUUGGGCCAGGUUUAACCCAGCCUGGCCUGGCCCAGCCUAG
Messenger RNA from Dentiscutata heterogama, 1457 nucleotides. The record is from the annotation of a GenBank genome assembly. NCBI's taxonomy places the organism in Eukaryota, Fungi, Glomeromycota, Glomeromycetes, Diversisporales, Gigasporaceae.